AUGGCGGCUGGCCUUCCGCCGCCCUCGCCCAGUCGCAGCCGUAGUCGCAGGUCGCGCGGACACCGCGACGAUGACAUCCGGACGGCACGCCGCGCAGCCACCCUCCCAGCUCCCACCACCUACAACGAGUACAAGGUCAACAGGCCUCGCGAUGGCGGCGAGAGGAAAUCCAAGUCCAGGUUUCUCAGUGUGAAGCCCGCCGGCGAGAGUGGCCGUCGCGGCUUUCAUCCUUGGCACUUUAUCCGCAUCGGCUUCCGGUCGGCCAGCAAGGCCAGUGCCGUUUGCAAUGUCCUCUGGCCCGUCGUCCCGGCCGCUCUGGCCGUGAGAUAUACCUUGCCGGAACGCCACAUCCUUACCUUCAUCCUCGCCUACAUCGCCAUGGUUCCCUGCGCAAACCUAAUUGGCUUCGCCGGUCAGGAGUUUGCCCGGAAAGUGCCUCACGUUGCCGGUGUGCUCGUCGAAACUACCUGCGGAUCCGUCGUUGAAAUCAUUCUUUUCAUGGUUCUGCUGCGCUCCGACCUCUUCUACGUCAUCAAAGCCGCCAUCCUCGGCUCCAUUCUCGCCACUAUGCUUCUCUGUCUGGGUCUCUGCUUCUUCGUCGGAGGCUUACACCGGGAAGAGCAGACCUUCAGUGACGCCAUCAGUGAAGCCGGGAGCGGCUUGCUGCUUACCGCUGGCGUUGUUCUUGGCGUUCCUACCUUCUUCCGCGUUAGCAUGGCUGUCGAACCGACUCAGGCUGGGCUGGAGCCGGAUUCACGAGUGCUCGGUAUCUCUCGCGUAAUCUCCGUCCUGCUCAUCAUCUCGUACUGCGUCUUCGUCUUCUUCCAGGCGCGUACUCACCACGGCAUCUACGAUGCGGUGUUCGAACACGAUGAGCAUCAUGAUCGCGACAAGAACAAGGACCUGGCCAAGGACAAACUCACCAUGACAGAGUGCAUCAUUGCCCUGGCCAUCUCGAUAGCUCUGGCCACGCUCAUUGCCAUCAUGCUCAUCCAGCAGAUCGAGUUCGUCAUUGAGGAUGGCCACGUCUCGGAUGCCUUCAUGGGCCUGAUCCUCGUCCCGCUCGUCGAGAAGUUUGCAGAGCACCUGACGGCUAUUGACGAGGCGUGGGACAACCAGACCAAUUUCGCGCUUUCGCACGUACUGGGUGCCACGCUACAGACGGCACUCUUCAAUGCGCCGCUCACGGUCAUUGUGGGCUGGGGAUUGAACAAGGGCAUGAACCUGGAUUUUGAUCUCUUCAACCUUGUCAUGCUGAUCCUGUCCAUACUCACCGUCGGCCGCUUCCUCCAGGACCAGAAGAGCAACUACCUGGAGGGCUUCCUGCUGGUGAUUCUCUAUGUUGCCAUAGCCGUCUCUGCGUUCCACACUCCGGAUCCGCCGGGGCAUGGCAGCAACGCAGGGCACAGUGAAGGAGGGAGCGCCGAGGGAGGCCAUUAA
Molecule: messenger RNA, 1440 nt
Organism: Purpureocillium lilacinum
Lineage: Eukaryota; Fungi; Ascomycota; Sordariomycetes; Hypocreales; Ophiocordycipitaceae
Biological process (GO): calcium ion transmembrane transport; intracellular calcium ion homeostasis
Cellular component (GO): fungal-type vacuole membrane
Molecular function (GO): calcium:proton antiporter activity
Source: RefSeq, a predicted model, not a curated record